UCUUCCCAGAUUCCACAGAUUUGUCAGCAUUUUGGAAUUAGUCGCUUUCUUACCCAAAAGUUGAGCUGGAGCUUGGUGAACAAGUUCCCUCACCACAACUUCAUUUGGGAAGGGCUGGAUGGCAGCACUGUCCUUGCUCACUUCCCACCUGGAGACUCCUAUGAAAUGAAUGUCAAUGUUGACGAGGCCAUAAAGACAGUCAAUAAUCUUGAGGAUAAAGGUCGUGUCUCAACUUCCGCCUUCCUGUACGGCUAUGGAGAUGGAGGAGGCGGACCUACGAGAGACAUGCUGGAGAGAGCCAGGCGACUGAAGGAUGUGGAUGGAUGCCCAAAGAUGGAGCACAUGUCUCCUGAUGACUUCUUCCGGCGUUUGGAAUCGGAGAAGCACAACUUGUGUCGCUGGGUGGGAGAGCUUUACCUUGAGUUACACAAUGGCACUUACACAUCACAGGCUAACACUAAACGUUUAAACCGCGAGUGUGAAUUUGCACUCAGGGAUGCUGAAUUGUUUCUUGCUAUCACUGCUAUGAAAGGUGGCCUAGACAGGCAAACAAUAUACAGACACCAUGAUGCCCUUGUUGAUGCCUGGAAGAAGGUCCUGCUCAACCAGUUUCAUGAUGUGCUACCGGGAACCAGUAUUGGCAUCGUGUACAAAGACAGUGACCAGCUCUACAGAGAAGCCUUGACUGCUGCUGCGAAGACCAGAGUUGCAUGUUUGCCACACAUAAUGCAUGAGUCUGCCCAUCAAGGAUCCAGAGAGCAAGCUGUGGCAGUGAACACUCUCCCUUGGCAAGUGCAUCAGGUCAUCAACCUCAAGGAGGACUGCGAUGAACCGACCAGGAAGCGCAUGCGGGUAGAAGGGGAUCUGAAUGAGGCUGCUGGUGGAGGCCACUAUGUUGCCGUAGAAAUGCAAGGCAUUGGGUGGUCAAAACUCACCCCCAUAAACCCUCCAGCUGUGAAAGUUUACCGCGAGUGUGAAUUUGCACUCAGGGAUGCUGAAUUGUUUCUUGCUAUCACUGCUAUGAAAGGUGGCCUAGACAGGCAAACAAUAUACAGACACCAUGAUGCCCUUGUUGAUGCCUGGAAGAAGGUCCUGCUCAACCAGUUUCAUGAUGUGCUACCGGGAACCAGUAUUGGCAUCGUGUACAAAGACAGUGACCAGCUCUACAGAGAAGCCUUGACUGCUGCUGCGAAGACCAGAGUUGCAUGUUUGCCACACAUAAUGCAUGAGUCUGCCCACCAAGGAUCCAGAGAGCAAGCUGUGGCAGUGAACACUCUCCCUUGGCAAGUGCAUCAGGUCAUCAACCUCAAGGAGGACUGCGAUGAACCGACCAGGAAGCGCAUGCGGGUAGAAGGGGAUCUGAAUGAGGCUGCUGGUGGAGGCCACUAUGUUGCCGUAGAAAUGCAAGGCAUUGGGUGGUCAAAACUCACCCCCAUAAACCCUCCAGCUGUGAAAGUUUGGAUGGAAAAAGACACCUUUGUUCUAGAAAACAGCUACAUACGAGCAGAGAUUAACAAAAAUGGGCAAGUGACAAGUCUGGUGCUUGCUGACCACCCAGACCAGGAUGUAUUUAGAACACCGGAUGGGUCACAGUGUGCUGGGAAUCAAUUGAUGAUUUACGAUGAUAUUCCUCUGUACUGGGAUGCUUGGGAUACUAUGGAUUAUUACUUGGAAACAGCAAAGAUCUUGAAUGAAAAGCAGAGUGGCUGCAUACUGUCAGAAAUACAAGUAAUUGAGAAUACCCCUGUGAUGGUGAGACUAGAAUGGAAAAUGAAGAUUAGUGAGGUCUCAGUCCUUAACCAAGAAAUAUCCCUGUCAGCUGUGAAUCCCUACCUAACCUUCCACACACAUGUAAAUUGGCAUGAGAAUCGCAAGUUCCUAAAAGUGGGUUUCAACACAGGCAUCAUUGCACGGGAGGCAGCUUUCGACUCACAGUUUGGCCACUUGUAUCGCCCUACUCACACGAACACUUCAUGGGACGCGGCUAAGUUUGAAGUGUGUGGCCACAAAUGGGCUGACCUCUCAGAGCAUAACUUUGGCGUAGCAGUCCUCAAUGACAGCAAGUAUGGUUGGACCGCACGUGGUAGCACUCUUAGCCUCUCCUUGCUGCGAUCACCCAAAGCCCCCGAUGACCGAUGCGACAUGGGCAAACACUCCUUCAAAUAUGCUCUUAUGCCCCACAGAGGAACACUGCAGAGUGCUGGUGUGCCUCAGAGAGCAUAUGAAUUCAACACAAAUCUGAUAGUUUUCACAGCAAAAUUAUCAAGAGAUAGUGAUAUCAAGGUGGAUUGGUUCAGCGUGAUUGGGGAGGGAGUCAUGAUUGAGGCUGUGAAGCUGGCUGAAGACAAAACUGGGGAUGUUGUGGUGCGCCUGUAUGAAAUGCAAGGGGGAAGCCACAGAAUAUGGUUGAAAGCAACAGCCAUUCCUCCUCCAAAAGGUGUCCAUCUCUGCAAUGGACUAGAAGAAUCAUAUCAGCCACUGCCAUUUGAUGCCAGGCCAGCUAAUGUGGGACAGGAUAAUAAGUACUUCUAUAUACCUCUUACCUUCUCUCCAUUCAAGAUUGUGAAUGUUCGCUUCAGAUAUGCCUAAGUCCCACGUCUAUUUUAUACAAAACAGGAAUCUUUUUAAGCUUCCUGGAGAAUUAAGCUCAUCUUUUUUUAAUGUGUCAUACUACUCACUCUUGCAUGUGUGUGUGUGUCCUACUGAAGUGUUAAGAGAAUGGUAAUUAUGGCAAAAGAUUGAGGUUUAUGGAAAGGAUAACUGUCUUUGUUUGUUGAUUUUUAAGGGAAGUGUGAAGGUUGCAGGAUUGGGAAAAGGUGAUGGGUGACUUUGAAUUAGGUAGUUAAGUUGUCAGCUGUAGUUAUAACAUGUUGGGGAAAUACUGAGGUGUUUUGGUAUGGUUGUGUCCAUGUUCUGUAGAACUCUGGACAAAUACACUAAAAAUUAUGGUCUAUAGGCUAGUGUUAUUCUUUGUAAGAUUAUCAAAAGCACAAAUUUGUUGUUGAUUUUACUGUUGUUCCUUUAAUUUUUAUAAAAGAUAAGAUGUUUGUUGGUAAUAUGUAUUUUAAAGUUAUUUGGCAUCUGUGAUGUUUUUAUCAUUUAUUUUUCUGAUUAAACAUUAAUCUAAAUAAUCUUAUUAAAUAUAGAUUUAAUUGUCUGAAGCAAAGAUGAAAAAAUAUGUACAAAAGUGUCUAUCAUUGCAGAUUUAUGAAGCUUGUAUAAGUUAUUCCUGAAAUUUAGUGAAAGCAAUUUUUCCCCAGUUGUGAUGAUUAUUGAUUAUCAGUUAUCCUUACAUUUUACCAUUCACUAGUUUGAACUUUAUAUUUUUAUAUGUUGAGCUGUCUGUGGUGUAGAUAUAAAAGCCAUCAUGUAAGAAAUUUUACACAUUUUGUACUAACACUGUGAAUGAAGGUAAGAUUCACUGUCACUGGUGUCAUUUAUAUAAUAUCAUCUUUUACUGAAUUUUUUCUAUAUGAAACAGUUUUGCCAAAAACAUUUUUGAAAAUGUCAA
Molecule: messenger RNA, 3511 nt
Organism: Penaeus indicus
Lineage: Eukaryota; Metazoa; Arthropoda; Malacostraca; Decapoda; Penaeidae
Product: alpha-mannosidase 2C1-like
Exons: 16
Biological process (GO): mannose metabolic process; oligosaccharide catabolic process
Molecular function (GO): carbohydrate binding; alpha-mannosidase activity
Source: RefSeq, a predicted model, not a curated record